Molecule: messenger RNA, 1315 nt
Organism: Pocillopora verrucosa
Lineage: Eukaryota; Metazoa; Cnidaria; Anthozoa; Scleractinia; Pocilloporidae
Source: RefSeq, a predicted model, not a curated record
UGUUUCAGGCAAACAUUGAGGAGUCACGGCUCCAUUGUUCUCUCGAUGAAACAGCAAACGAUCCAAAACUGAUUGUCAAAAUGAAGAUUUCCAUCUUCUAUGGUUGCCUCUUAUUAUCAGUUCUAGCAUUCUUCACUAAAGACGCCUCUACAAGUAACUGGAACAUCGCUGACUCAAACGCGGCGAGAAAAAGUAGUACUAUACUAAACGAGAAUUUUAGGUCAACCAUACAUCACGGCCUGGAGGAUGCACGUACAGAAGCUGGAAGGGCAAGACAAGAAGUGUCACAGAAUGACACCUGUCGGGAUGACAAAGCUUACGAGGCUUUUUGCAAAGACUACAGAGAUAAUGACUUCUGUACCAAGUACCCGUACGGAAUGAAUAAGCAUUGUGCUCUCACUUGUGGAUUUUGUAAAUGUAAAACCAAGAUAGACAUUGGAUUCCUAGUGGACAGUUCAGGAAGCAUCGAAAAAUACGGCAAAGGAAACUUCAAAAAGUGUUUGGAUUUUAUCAAAAAUGCUGUGAACGGUUCAUUUAUCUCAGAGACCUUUACACACGUGGGAAUGGUCUUGUUUUCUUCAAAGAUCAAAACUAUCUUCACGUUAAAGCAAUACUUUGAUGCGGAACAAAUGAUAAAGGAUAUUGAAAAAGCACCUUACCUGAAAGGCGGUACCUUGACGGCAAAAGCAUUAUCUUUCGUGAAGCGUAAACUAUUCGACGAAACAGGCCGUCCAGAGGUUCCAAAAGUUCUUAUAGUUAUGACUGAUGGAAAAUCAACUGACAAUAUAACACUACCAGCCCAAAAACUGCACGAGGCAAACAUCACCGUAUUUGCUAUUGGAAUUGGACGAAACUACGACAUGGGGCAGCUCAAAGAGAUUGCAUCUAAACCGGACACCAAGUAUGCACUCACCGCAGACUUCAAUCGGCUCAACGAGUUGUACACCAGCAUCAGAGAUGAUGCGUGCCGAGUGAAUUCAACCCUUUCCGACCAAGACAGGCCAUUUCACAGUCCAGGUCAUACUGUUGACGACACAGCAUAUUCGCCGCAUGGCAGUCACAGCACUCCUCUCAUAGUUGUUCUGAAGACCAAGUCAGAGGUAGAACAACAUUUCCAUGAGCACAUUCAUAGAUGAGGAAGCUCGCAAAUAAGGGUUCACAGAGGAGUAAUCAGUCGUGUGCUACGCUAAUCAAAUUGAUAUUAAAAUCUCCAUAAAAAUCAUGCAAGCUAAGCCGAGGAAACUAAAAUUUGAUAGUAUACUCAUCUUUCCAGCGAAAGUUAUAAAACAGACGCUUGAAAUGAAAAAAAUAAAAC